UGUGUAACCAGCAUCCUGUAAUCGGGUCACAUUUCAGUGAAGCCUCAGCAUCCAUCUAUAGCUGUUAGGAGAAACAGCUCCUCUGACUCGCUGCUCUCUUGCGGAACCCUGGUGAAGGGAAAAUCAUGAUGCUCUUGUGUCUUUUCUCUCUUCUCCUCCCGAUCCUGGUGCUCUCGGGGUCUCCGGUUCAGGCGGACGGGAAGCGAGGUGGCAAAGAUGCGGCUGAGAAAAGCGGCAAUUUCAUGGAAGACGAGCAGUGGCUGGCCACCAUUUCCCAGUACAGUCGCAAGAUCAAACACUGGAACCGAUUCCGAGAUGAAGUAGAGGAUGAUUACAUCAGGUCAUGGGAUGAAAAUCAAGGUUCAAAUGAAAAUGUAGACACCACUAAAGACCCCUGCCAGAAGGUGAAGUGUAGCCCACACAAGGUGUGUGUUGCCCAAGGCUACCAGCGUGCUGUGUGUGUCAACCGCAAGAAGCUGGAGUACAGGCUGAAGCAUUCAAUGGUGGGUCAGCAGGAGAACAACUGUAAACCGUGUCCCAUGUCCUCCUCUGGGCCUGUGUGUGGUUCUGAUGGACACAACUAUGCUUCUCAGUGUAAGCUGCAGCAUCAGGCCUGUCUCACAGGAAAAGAACUGAGUAUGAAGUGCACUGGUCCCUGCCCAUGUUCCAUUACAGCUAUGCCAAGUACAGUGACAGACAGUAAACGUGACAGUUGUACAGGCCAGGACCUUGCAGAUUUGGGUGAUCGUCUGCGGGACUGGUUCCAGCUGCUUCAGGGCAACGCCAAGCAGAACAACACACGCAAGCCUGCUGCAGCCACCUCAGCAUCAAUUUUGGACCGCACUCUAGUGGCAACCUGUAAGGAUUCCAUUGGAUGGAUGUUUUCAAAGUUGGACACUAAUAACGACCUCUAUCUGGACCAGACUGAGCUGGCUGCUAUUAACCUGGACAAAUAUGAAGUGUGUAUCAGGCCCUUCUUCAAUUCCUGCGAUUCUUACCGUGAUGGCAAAGUCUCCACCGCUGAAUGGUGCCUCUGCUUCUGGAGAGAGAAGCCUCCCUGCUUGGCAGAGUUAGAGAGGAUCCAAAUGCAGGAAGGAGCCAAAAAGAAGCCAGGUACAUAUAUCCCCAGCUGUGAUGAGGAUGGAUAUUAUAGGAAGCUGCAAUGUGACCAAAGCAAGGGGGAGUGCUGGUGUGUAGACCAGCAUGGAGAAGAGUUAAUGGGCUCCAGAAUCCAUGGCAACACUGACUGUGAUGAGGUGGCUGGCUACUCGGGGGAUUUUGGAAGUGGUGUGGGAUGGGAGGAUGAGGAGGAGAAAGAAGCAGAGGACACCGGAGAAGAGGCUGAAGAAGAGGAGGAGGAGAUGGGGGAAAUGGAUGAUGGUGGUUAUAUCUGGUAAACCAAAAUGAAAUGGUUGCCUGGUCAAGCGAGCUUUACUUUGACCACUGAUUCAGAGGCAGCUCCAUCUCUUGCUGACAAAAAAAUGGUGGAAACUGAAUGGUUGGACAUCUCUACACUGCACUCCAAACAGCAUUGGCCAUGGUUGGGGGGGGGUCGAGUUGUGAUGAGUGUAGUAAAAUAAUUGGUAUGGCAAAGAGUUUUUAAAAAAAGAUCUUAUAUAUACACUUGUGAAUUUUUUUUUUGUUGUAUGUUCAAGAUUGUGAUCUUCAGAUAAAGUCAAUAGCAUCAGCAACCAUAAGCUGGAAACUAGGUAAUUGAUAACUGGACAUUUUCUGUUUAGAUGAACUGGAGCUUUGCAAAUGCUAUACUGCGUGCUUCAUCUCACCACUUGACACGUUAUUCUUAUGCAAGAAGCAUACAUUGAAUGCACAAUAUAUAUUUUUAAAUGUUACCAUUUAGCCCCAGACUUUUAUGGUAGCAUUUAGAUGGAAACUAGACAGACAGACCUUAAGCGAGAAUAAACGAAUGACUGAAUUUUGAAACUGAGCUUUGGUGAACAUUCACAGGUUUACCCAACUCUGUAUAGUUUUACAAAUUCAAACAUGCUCUGAUAACUAGACACAACUCUGAUUCAUUAUCAGACUACCAAGAGUUUCUGUCAUUUAAAGAUACAGCACGUCCCGUUGUCUAUCAUUUGUGCAAAAUUAUUUCAUUUUUCGUCGGUCAGAUAAAAAAAAAGAAAAAGAAAGGCCAUGCUUCGCAUAUUCCUUACAAUAUUCUGCACUUAUGUCCUUUCACACAGUUAUUCAAUUGAAGGCAUUUUUAUUGCAUUUGAGCAAAUAACUGAUGUCCUAAAAGUGGAUAUAAUGUGGGUUGUGAAGCACUGUUUCUUGAAACUUCCGACAUUUUCCGAACUCAGCAACUUUUUUUUUUUCCUUUUGUAAAAUUAUGCUGUUUUACAUGUCAUUCAUCUGUUUUAUCAUAAAAUCUGCUUAAAAAGUAGGCUAGGAAGAAAAAAAAAAAUGCAUUUGCUCUGAAAUAACAGUAUGUCACAGUAAAUAUAUCUAUGAAUAGCAGUAUGGAAAAUAAGAUACUCAACCUGACGACAGCCAGGGGGGUCUGUCCGUCAUUCUAUUUGUCUGUCGACCAAAUCAGAUCCUCUCAUCGACCACGGAGAAAGAGGAGUCUAUUGUAGUUACUAGGUGUACAUAGUUUUGCUGCAAGGGUUUCUAGUUUUGGUUUACACUGAGGAAAACUACAUUUAUGUACCAAAUGCAUUGACAUUCUUGGUAUAAAUGUUACAAUUACCAGAAAAGACUUAACUUACAAGAUUUCAGGGUGUCUCUGGUGUCAGUUAGAUGAGAAGACAUCAGGCCCCAGUGAUUUCAUACACAUAAAGACAAGACUUUUUGCAUAAACAUUGUGCAAUACAUAUCAAACACUGAAUAAGUCAUUACAAACCCCUUCUGGAGAGAACAACACUGUUUGAAAACGCAUUUCUUUGCUCAGCACAAGACGGAUGGGCAUCGUGCAUAAUCCAUACUCCAUGCAGAUCUUAAAUGUGUGCAAAUCACUGAUAUUAUCUGGUAUAGUAAUGCAUUCUGACAGAUCCAGGCUGUGAGCUCUAAGCAGGAUUGGGUGUGUGAUGUAAUAGGAUGUAAUGUGCUUGUCUUCUCUUUAAAUCAACAACAGAUAACAAGUAGUUCUGAAGAAUGAAUAAUAAUAGGAUUUCUUCUUUUUUCCCCCCCAGAAGGAUUAAGGUUUAAUACAUGCCAUUAGAGUGCCUGUCACUUCAGUCAGAUUUUGAGAAGAUAACUUUUUGUUUGUUUUCCUCGCGUGUAUGAGGGCAUCACCUGUGAGUAUGGAUUAAAUUGCAUAUGGUUGUAUUGUCAUAAAAACAUUUAUCAUUGUAAAUAGUUGGAGUAUACAGACACAUCGUACUUGCCCUGGCAAUUGCAUUAUAUUUGCAUUUAGUUGCAUGUUUCUUUGUCCCAAUGUAUCAUCUUUUUUUGGCUUGGUAUAAUAACGAUUAAAGGCAUUGGGCCCCAAA
Messenger RNA from Silurus meridionalis, 3449 nucleotides. It is a transcript of the gene spock2, whose product is annotated as SPARC (osteonectin), cwcv and kazal like domains proteoglycan 2. The transcript is spliced from 11 exons. Gene Ontology annotation, molecular function: calcium ion binding; protein binding. NCBI's taxonomy places the organism in Eukaryota, Metazoa, Chordata, Actinopteri, Siluriformes, Siluridae. Bases 126 to 1397 code for a protein of 423 amino acids. The record is from RefSeq and is a predicted model, not a curated record.